AGCAUCAGAUUUUGCACAGCUCGAUACCUAGUUACUAACAUCAGAUUUUACACGUGUCUGUCUUAUAAAGCGAUAUGUUUCCGACCAAACUAGAUAGUUGGGAUGUAUGAGAUGUUUCCUCUUGAGCCGUCGCAUAUACCUCACCAUGCCUGCCUCAUCAACCACUCCACGAAUCUCACCGGACGAAUGGCUGGAGCGUAAGCAUCGGAUCCUUGAAUUAUAUUGUGGUCCUAACGGCAAACUCCUUGGCUCUGAUGGUGUCAUCGAAAUGAUGAGGAGAGAAGGCUUCAUUGCCACGAAAGCUCAAUAUGAGUUGAAGAUUAAAGCAUGGGGCGUACGAAAAAAUGUGAAGAAGAGCGAAUGGCAGAAAGAUCAGAUUCCCCCAGAUAUAGCGAUCUCAGAUACUAGGAAAAAGAGAGCCAUGCGACGCUAUGCACCCAGAGGACAACGAGCUGAGGAGCUAGUCACACACGACGAUGGCCAUAUAGCUCAGGGAAGCACAUCAACCCUACCAUCGACUGAAGUUGUAUCCUUUGAGAAUUUUGCAAAUGAAGAGAACCUAUCAGCCGCCGAGCUUGAUAACAGAGCCAUCAACAUGAUUCUCUAUGCGGAGACCGAAGGCGUUAACCCUGAUCAGAACCUGCUACCUUAUGGCUUGACAGCGCAGCAAGAGAACCAUCCGCCCUUGAGAGCAUAUCAGCCCCUUGAUAGUGGCUCUCUCUCUAGCCAAGUACCAACACGCAACCCUCUGGUAUCUUCUCCGCGAUCGUUCGACGCGAUGCUUGCAUGUUUAGAUCAAUCUCAUAUCAACAAUCUUCUCAGGCCGUGCUAUCUAGGGCUCAAUUCGGAAAACCAUCUACCUUCCAUCAAGAUUGCAGAUCAACUCAUAAAAGAUAUCUUUAGCGAAACCUCUGCUACUUCUGCUCACGGCAUCGUACUGAAUAUUAAUCCAUUCAUGCUAGCCUCGCAAUUCUUGGCUGAUAUCAACGAAUUCAUCCCGACGACCAGGAGCUCAAACGCCAAUGCGGAAUGCUCUCCCGUUAACAUUCGGCCAGCGCUUGGAAAUUUCCUCUCCAUGGAACCCUUCGUCGGAGAAGAGAGCAGCCAGAUUGGCACGCUGAAGAAUGAAGUCAUCCCUAUAGCUCGACUUCACUCUAGGCUGAUCGGAUCAAUCAUCAAUAGGGCUACAGACCCUAGUCCUGUACCAGCUGCUGGUAUCAUAAAAUUUCUAACCACACGCGGAGCCAUGCCGUCAUGGUUAUUCCAAUUUCUGACGUCCGGACCGACUCCUAUGACCAAAUCACUUGCUAAGAAUCUCUUCCAAAAGGCAUUAGAGGCCGAUCAUGUUGACCUCAUCAUGUUCUUGCUUGAUUGCGGAGCAUUGGAGGAUGUACAUGAGAUGGUGUGUCUCCACAACGGAGAAAGAUACACACCCCUUCAACUAGCUGCAAUGAAGCAAUCCCUUAGAGUUGUCAAAUGGCUAAUUGAGAAGGGAGUCGACGUAAACAAGGUUUCUUCAAGCAACUCUGACUGUCGCUGUAAUGCAUUAUGGAUGCUGAUUCAAUACAAUAAUACCUCAAAAUCAACACUUGCCGACAAAUUCUUGCUUCUUGUUGAUGCUUUCUUAGAGAAGAACGCUACGGUAUCGGUACAUUCUAUCCUAACUGCAGCCCGAACCUUUACUGACCCUCGUCUUGCAAUUCGACUCAUUAAGAAGUCUGCGUUCCAAGCUCCUCAAAGCCUCAUGUCGGACAUGGACACCCUUGAAUAUAUCAUUAAGUACCUUAGGGAGGAGGAUGCGACAAGUAUGAUCAAACUCUUAACAGAACAGUGUCACAGAAUAGGCGGCGACAUAUUAUUGUUUCAUCUUUCUUCCAACUUCAACAAAGUCUUGAAUGAAGCCGUGGUGCGGGGAUACAAAGGGGUGGUGGAAGCCCUGUUCCCAUAUACUUCAUCACCAAAUGAAAUACUCCAAACAGCAACAGCAACCAGCAACCAAGAGAUUAUCGAUUUUAUUCUUCGGAAGAACCCAGAAUUGAAAGGCGCAAAGGAUGAUAUAAUCGCCGCUCUUAGGUCUGGAGACCAAUACUGUCUUCACUCUUUAGAAGAAAGGGGGGUACUGAAACGUCUCCAAAGCGGUCCUGAGCUCAGGGCAACAUUUCAAGUAGCUCUCAAAGUAGGGAACUUAGAAUAUGCAACCAAGAUAAUGGACCUCGACCCCGGCUUCGAAUUUGCAGACGACGACAAUUUUGACCUGGCUUCUGCUCUGAGUGUCGCUUUGACUCAUGGUUUCGAUGAUAUUGCCUGGAAGCUCUUAGCCAUGGGGGCCACUGACAGUUUUCGCUCCGGAGCAACGUACGGCUCGAUGUCGCUAUUAUACGUCGCGAUAGACAAGAGAAAACCAGAAUUCGUGGAAGCUAUCAUAGAAUCUGGCUUUGGACUCGAUAUAAUCGAUGUGUCGGUCGGUGGCAAAGAUUCGGUUCUAGAAGCCGCUGUGGAAUGGGGCGACGACUCAGUUCUAAACGGUAUUUGGGAAGCCCGCUCUUACACAAUCCAUCCCUCCACAAGCCUUUUGAAACUCGUAAUUGAGAAAGGACGUCGGGACUUUUUCUGGAAAAUCAUAGAAUCUUGUAUUCCAGAGACCAAUUUAUGGCACAAUAAUGCGAUAAGAGUUGCGAUAGAACUUGAAGAUAUUCCACUUCUUGAAACAUUGGUCGCCCGUGGCGUCAGGAUAGAUAAUGGCGACCUACAUGAUGACGACCUACUACAGGACGCUAUAGAGGAUUAUCCCUCAAUGGUCAAUCCGCUCCUGGAGCAAUUUCGGAAGGCUUACUCAGAAGGAUAUGCUGGAGAUGGCUAUUCCUUUAUCACCAGUGUAGUUCGCAAGUAUCCGAAUAUACCUAAUUCGCUAGAUACGUUCUUUACCGAGGACAUCGUAACUGCGGAUGUUCUCCUAGGAAAAGGAGAGCGUGAAACACUACUUGAAACGGCGAUCGCAUAUUACGAAUCCCCAGAUAUAUCCCUUAUCGAGAGGCUACUUACUGCCGGUCGCGACAUCAACGGGCGUAGUGACGUCAAUAGGCCUGUGUAUCUUCACCCAUACGGUCCAGUUAAUCAAAAGACCACUGCUCUUUUAACAGCCAUCAAGGUGGGAAGCAUAGCGAUCAUAAAGCUCCUUAUCGAAAAUGAAGCCAGGGUGAAUGAGCCGGCGCGAUUCGGUAUACGGUUCACUCCUCUGCAAAAAGCUGCCGAGGUCAAUAACCUCGAGAUCGUCCGUUUCCUGUUAGACAAUGGGGCCGACGUCAACGCUGCACCGGCGAAAUUCAACGGAGCCACCGCACUUCAGUUUGCAGCCAUCCAUGGCAACUGUAAAAUGGCGAUAACGCUACUACAUAGUGGUGCCGACUUGAACAUACCCCCGCCGCAGGGGCCUCGUGGGCGCUGGCCCCUGGAGGGCGCGGCUGAGCAUGGCCGCCUCGAUAUGAUACAGUUGCUUUGGAACGCUAAUUGCGGUCCCUUUAAGGAUGAGCAGUGUCGAAAGGGUAUGCGGCUCGCGGAACGGAAUGGCCACACCGGCUGCAGAGAUUUGAUCAAAGAAUUGAUGGCUAGGCCCUCCAUCGACUAUCACAUGGAUUUGAGUAUGUGGAAUGCGGAAUAGGGGUUUCGAGUACAGCUGUCAGAUCCCCCUCAGAGGUGAUUUAGGUGACGUAUAGAUUCUUCGUUGUCGUAUACCCCGAAGUGGGUUUCCUCCAUAAUCGGGUAGUCUAGAUGAUAGGGCGACUAAGAACAUAAUGAGAUAACUAUCUGAUGCAGAAGCUGUAUUGCCUCUUGCUAUUAGAGAUAUAGGUGAUGGAAGUACGGAGACGGGUCGGGAUGGCGGAUUGUCGUACUGGGUGAGGCAGUUUGUCGAGGAUGCUAGUAGCUAGGUCAUUUCUUUCAUUCUACAAUUGGCUUUGAAUAAUGAAGCAGACGUGUCCCUU
Messenger RNA from Annulohypoxylon truncatum, 3980 nucleotides. RefSeq lists its product as uncharacterized. Gene Ontology annotation, molecular function: protein binding. The record is from RefSeq and is a predicted model, not a curated record. Lineage: Eukaryota; Fungi; Ascomycota; Sordariomycetes; Xylariales; Hypoxylaceae. Bases 107 to 3658 code for a protein of 1183 amino acids. The transcript has 5 exons.